AUGCCGCUCGAUAAAGAGCUACAGCUUUUGGGCUCGAGCACGCUCACUGCACCUGUCUCAGGCGGCCAGGUUGCGUGCAAUCCAGCCUUCAACCUGACGGCGACGGUCGGCGAUGGCAGCGCCGUGCUGCACAUUUGGCGUGCCAACGACAACCAGCUCAUCUCCAAGCACACGGAGCGCAACCAGAAGGUCGAAGCCAUAAAAUGGAAGGAAGACGGGCACUUCCUCGCGGCGGGCUGGAGCGACGGCGUCGUGAGACUCGUCGGCUUGGAGAGCAGCAAGGCCGUGCACCACAUCCGCGUCGCCGAGAAUGGUGCCCUGUCGAAGAUUGACUUCAUCGCCUGGUCGCGCAACGCCAUCGGCCGCCGCACCGCCCGAGAGAGCCCCGCGAGUGCGAGUGCGCUGGCCGCCUGGAGCAUCCUCGCCGACGACGACCAGCAGCAGCCGCACGUGCUCGAUCUCGCCCACGAGCUCACCUUUCUCGAAAUCGAAACCGCCCUCCCCAAACUCAGUCCCUUGCCCGUGUCGGGCGGCUCGGGCGACGACAUGUUUUUGUUCUCUACGACGGCGUCUCUGGAGUUCGUGUUCCGUCCGUGCCCGGCAGAGGACGCCAAUGUCGUGCAUGUCAUGAUCAUAGGGACGGCCGAUGGAGGCAUCCAUCUCAGCAUAUACGACUCGUUCGUCAUCGGGACUUUCAAGCACUCGCCCCGUACCGCGGGACCCGCGUCCGGCUCCGGCGUCUUCCAGCUCUGCGGACACGGAUCUCACCACGGAACCUCAACCCACACUCUCCUCCUCCGGCCACAAGGGGGGGAUGGGACCGUGCUGUAUCUGGUGCCCAUGGACCUAGUCUUUGUGCACUAUUCGCCCGUCAACCUGUCUCUUCUGGCGUCCAAGAUGACCAUGAUGCAGAAUUUGCUCCGCUAUCUUAAACAAACGCAAUCUCACAUGACAAGCGAGUGGAAAUCGACAAGAGAGCUGCCCGCCCGUUUUCUCCUCGGGGUGCAGGAGGACCUCCAGAAGACACCCAGGGGGGGCUUGACAAUAUUCCAGGCUCUGUACCACACAGUGGCCACCGGUCAUGCUUUCCCGCCUGUCAAGGAGUGGCUUGUGGACAGCCUCGCCGAGAGAGGACACAAGCGGUGGGACAAGGCUGUGGUGUCGGGCCUAGAGAACCUCCGCGGCCUGGUUCAUGAGAACUUCAUCCCGGCCCUGGAGCGGUGUGGCAUCAUUCUCAGCCGUCUCCUUGGCAUUGCUCGCUUCCACGACUCGCGCGAGAGCAUUGGGUUCAAUGCUGCCCAGAUCAGCCGGCUCAUGGACAUAGUCUCGUGCCUGACCGUUGUGUCUCACAGGAUCUUGCUGAUCGUCAUGGACGAGCUGGAGUACUUCACGUCCUUCUCGACCUGGCUUCGGCUAGAGAUUGAUAGGGCCGCCUCGCCAUCGAUGAGCGACGACCUCACUGAGAAGGAGGUGAUGUUGGAUGACUCCAAAGUCUUGUCAUACAUUGAGCAAUACCUAAUCGGUAACCCACUAGCUCUGUACUUUGACGAGGUUACCAAGGAGGACUAUGCCAAGGAUCAAGACCUCGCCGAGGACGGUGUUUCUCUUUUGCAGAUGCUUGACAAGCAGCUGAGUCGAAAAGAGGCCGGUCUGCCGUAUAUGAAAGCGCUGCCUCAUCUUGAUUUCCUGGUGAAGUACCUGACCAGUCGGGCCAACACGGUCUUUCGGGACAUUGCCGAGGCAGAGAAGCGAGGCGUCCGGUUUGGCCAAGCCACCGAGCUGUCGUUUGGACAGAAGAUCUGGAACCAUGAAAUUCGGCUUUGCUCCAAGCCCAGAAAUAGCGACGUCGAUGCGACAGCGUUUACUGCCAUUGUGUUGGAGGCGGACAAGUCUGGGAUAUCACUUUUCCGGACUAUCAUACCAAUCAUAAAUGGCAUCAGCGGCGUGGCUUCCACGACCGCUUGUAGGCUUUUGCUUCCGGAAGGUUUUAGCUUGAUCGACCUGAAGUUCUUGGACGAUGAGUCGCUGCUCGCUUUGUGCCAGCGUAGAGACGAGCUAAAGCCCGUCCUGCUCCGCAUUGCGUACCGGGCGACCGCUGUGUUAUACGGAGGAUUCAGGAACACCCAGGCGCUCGUGACUGUGGACCUCGAACACCAUGACCUUAAAAAGGUCGUCUCCUCUUUCACAUUCCCGCACAUUUCCGGCUUCGUGCCAACACAGAUGGAGGUGCAAACAGGGAGCAAAGCAAGAGGCGAGAUCCCUGCGAGGGUGUGUCUCCUGGGGCGGGACAAGGCGACGUAUGUCUAUAAGCUGCCCGAGAGCUGGGAUGUGGUUCCGGAGUCGCCACUCAAAGAAGACGUUAGGAUGGAGGGGUCCUAG
Lasiosphaeria miniovina is the source of this 2379-nucleotide messenger RNA. Its product is annotated as anaphase-promoting complex, cyclosome, subunit 4-domain-containing protein. Gene Ontology annotation, biological process: anaphase-promoting complex-dependent catabolic process; protein K11-linked ubiquitination. Gene Ontology annotation, cellular component: anaphase-promoting complex; nuclear periphery. The coding region runs from base 1 to 2379 and encodes 792 amino acids. The record is from RefSeq and is a predicted model, not a curated record. Lineage: Eukaryota; Fungi; Ascomycota; Sordariomycetes; Sordariales; Lasiosphaeriaceae. Gene Ontology annotation, molecular function: protein binding. The transcript has 7 exons.